Polistes canadensis is the source of this 1257-nucleotide messenger RNA. Its product is annotated as LETM1 domain-containing protein 1. The record is from RefSeq and is a predicted model, not a curated record. Bases 161 to 1210 code for a protein of 349 amino acids. The transcript is spliced from 3 exons. Gene Ontology annotation, biological process: intracellular monoatomic cation homeostasis. Gene Ontology annotation, molecular function: ribosome binding. Gene Ontology annotation, cellular component: mitochondrial inner membrane. NCBI's taxonomy places the organism in Eukaryota, Metazoa, Arthropoda, Insecta, Hymenoptera, Vespidae.
AUUAUAAAGUAAAUUAUUAAUAAGUAAAACUUAGAAACUAAUAAUAUAUAGAUCUUAAUAUUUUGUUUUAAUCGACAAUGUAUCUCAAGUGAAUAAAUAACACAAGAACAUAACCUCAAUAUGUUUAACAUAUAAAAAUUAAAAAGGAAAUAAGUUAACCAUGCAUAAAGCUAUUUCAAGAAUAUUGUUUUAUGAAAAACACAGUUCUAUUUGUUUUUCAUACAAUCCAGUGCAACGUUAUGUUACACAAAUAGGAAAUAAUGAUGAGAAGAAAGGGAAAAUAUCUAAUUUAAAAAAAUAUUGGUUAAGCAGAUAUGUAAAUUAUAUAAAAAUCUAUGAAGAAACUUUAAGUAAGAAAUUUCCUAAAGCUUUCGGCUUAUAUCGUAUGUAUCUUAAUGGUAUGCAAAAUUAUUUUCUCGAUUCAAAAAUGUAUAUAGCCAUAUUAAAGAAACAAGGUCUAUAUGGGUUAGAUAGUUUAACAAGAAAAGAGAUUCAGUUAGCUCAUUCAAUUCACAAAGAUAUAAUUAAAAUUUCACCAGUCAUUCUUAUUUCUAUUAUUCCCUUUACGAACUAUGCCAUCAUCCCCUUAGCGUAUUUCUUUCCACGACAAAUGUUAACUCAUCAUUUUUGGACACCACAACAAAAAAUAGAUUUUAAUCUUUAUUAUUAUGCAAAAAGAUUCAAAUACAGUAGACCGUUAUUUUAUUGUAUGAAAAUUAAAACUAACCACAUAAACGAUAAACUGUUAAAAAAUAAGUGGUGUGGAAUCAUUACAAGUUUGGGUUGUGGUGGACACCCAACAGUUGAAAACGUGAUAUCUUGUAUCGCUUUAUUUGCAAGUGCACCAUAUUCAUUGGAUACACUUGACAGUAAACAUAUGAGUAAGCUACUUGGUAUUCAUGAAUUAUCUGUAUGGAAACCCUUUAGAAAACGACGUUUAAAAGAAAGGGGUAUGUUAAUAAAACGAAUGGAUAAUGCUAUCCUUAAAGAAGGAGGUGUAACUAAAAUGUCUGUAGAAUCAUUGAGUUGGGCGGUAUCUUUUAGAGGAUUAAAUUCUGUAAAUAUGUCAGCGGAAAGUAUGAAAGAUUGGCUCGAACAAUGGAUAAUGUUGUCAACAUCAGUUGAUUAUUCUACUUUGUCUUUACUAUUGCAUGGCCCGAUUUUUUUAGCUUAUAAUCAUAAUAAUAAUUUAAAGCUUUUGUAUAAAUAAAAUAAAUUUAAUAUGAUAUUCACAAUAUUUAAUAAAUUUUCUUUUAA